UAUUAUGAGAAGUGACGCGGGAACGAAUCCCUCAAUAGUUUUUUAGCAAUUGAGUGUAUUUCUUAUCUUCAAAUGGAUAUCGUACUAUGUCCAUAAGAGGCAUAAAGUUCAUCUAUUCUGUAGGAGAACCAGUCCUCUGCUUUGAACCAGAUCCGACAAAGGCCCGAGUACUUUAUGAUGCAAAGAUAUUAGACACAGAAGUUACACACAAUAAACAUGGCCAGAGAAUUCCUGCAUAUCACAUCCAUUUUCAGGGUUGGAAUAACAGCUGGGACAGAGUAGUUGCAGAAAAUUCUAUAUUGGAAAACACAGAAGAAAACAGAAUACUUAUGAAGCAGUUGUCCGAUGCUACUAGAAGGUUUAGUUCAAAUAAGAGCAGAAAUAAACAUAUAGAUGCCAUUUUGAGACGAACAUUUAAGGGGAGAUCACCCUUGGCAGAAAGUGAUGAUGAUCACCAGAAUGUAUCAGAUGAUGAGGAUGAUGACUUGGAAGAGGAAAGUGGAGAUGAAGAGGAAGAAAAUGGUAGAAUAGAGGAUGAUGGGAUAGAAAAUGGUGUACAGAACGGUGAACAUGAUGAGGAUGACAGUCAGAGCCUAGAGGGAAGUGAAAUAAGUGGAAAAAGUAAUAAAAGUGAAGAUAGAAAGAAAAAGUUGCUGUCAGAAUUUGAAAUCCCUGAAGUAUUGAAGGAAGAGUUAGAGAAAGAUUACUUAUCCAUCAAUAGAGAUGAAAUGCUUGUUUCCUUGCCUACAGAACAUAAUGUGAUCAACAUCUUAGAGAGUUUUGUGAAGACUUUUUGUGUAAAUCUGAUGUGUGGCACACCAGGAAAACCUAGAUAUUUAGAUAAAGAGGGGAACAAUAUACCAUUUGAAAAGAAUAUACACUUGUGUAAAGAAUUAGUAGAUGGACUUAGGAUUUGUUUUGACUAUACCUUACCAUUAGUCCUGCUGUAUGACAACGAGAGACAACAGUAUAACAAGUUACAAACUACAUACAAGUUCAAAGGGGAAACUAAAACUAGCAUGCAGUCCCCAGGAAGACCACCUGGAAGAGGGAGACCUCCAAAACAUCAUACAGCAGCAGCCUCCUUAAAUGGAGAACCAUCACCAAAGUUACCAAAGCUUUCACCAAAAAUAUUUAAAAAAGAAAAAAUAGAUUUUACACAAGAAGAAGAGAUAACUCCUAGAAGAUUGACCAGACAAUCAAUACAUGAAGUUGUGAAAAAAGACACCGAUAAAGUGUCCGGGACUGAAUCCUCAUCAGCAGACGACAAUGAGAGGGAUAUAGACAAAAAAUCAGAUAGUGUUGCAUCGAGUCACAAAAGAGGUAGAAAAAGACGUAAAUCAAGUGGAAACAAAGAUCUGACAGAACUUAAGGAGGAGGAGAUACCUCCCGAGAGGCCUGGACCAUCCACACGUCGUGGAGACAGGCCUCCUCCAUUGUUGUUACCCAGUGCUGUUUCGGGUCAGGAUAAAACCCAGGAGUCAACAGGAAGUAAUGAGAGUAGUGACAGUAAUACAGCAGCUAAUAGAGAAGAAGUUAUAAACAGUGUGUUAUCAUGGCAACUACUCCCACCAGAAGCUUAUCAAACAUAUGCUCCAUCUUUAGUGUAUGGGGCACAACAUCUACUUAGAAUUUUCGUAAAAAUGCCAGACUUGAUCAUGUCCAUGGAUAUGAGUGAAUCUAAAGUACAGGCUUUAGUCAGUUUGCUGGAGCAUUUUCUAGAUUAUUUAACAGAAAGAAGAACAGAACUAUUUACAUCAGCAUCCUACAAAAGUGGAUGACGGGAUUUGUAGCCAGGUCACAGAAUUAGAGUUCAUUUCAUAGGGCAUAUAGUAUAGAAAAUAUAUAUGAUUGAAAAACAAGGACUAAACAAUGUUUAUCUGCUUAUGGGAGUUAUGAAAGGAUUCUGCUUUAAGAAGCUGAGGCUGUUCUGAAUUUAUUUGUUUGACAAUGUGAAAGUUGUAAACCUUUAAGUGUGGAAGAUAUGUUACUCAUAAAUUGUAUCAUUUAUAACAUUUACCACGUCGUGUCAUAAUGACAUAGCCCAACAGACAAUCUAUCAUAUCACUUUGUCAUUAGAAUAUAUUCUGGGUUCAUUUUUAUUGAAACUGAUUUCAUGUGGCCUUGAAAAAGUUAGUUUUGUGGAUGUUUUAUUUCUUAUUUGAAGUAGACAAACAUUCGACUUUUUGCUGAGUAUUGAUUCCAUUCAUUGUUAUAUAUUUUUUUCAUACAUUUUUCACUUAUCAUAUAUUAGUCUCCAUUAUAAGAUAGUACGCUGAAAAAAAAUCUUUUCUGAAACAACUUAACCAAUGUAAACCAUAAGUUGUCAAGAAUAAUCACAAUGCUGUCUUGGUCAAUCUAUGUUCCAAGAUGAAAAAACAUAGUGUUUCAUUACUGAUUUUGAGACGGUAUAAUGCAUAGAUAGCAGGGCAGGCAUGAAGCAGUUCCCUUUAUACUUUUGUUACUUUAAGUUUAAAGGGUCCUCAAUCUAUGUUACUCUUACCUGACAUACAUUUCUUUGUUAUUUUAUAUUUGUUGUUGAGUUCAAGAUUUAGUGCAUACCAGAAUUCAGACCUGCCAACUAUCCUGAUUUAUGGGGGAUAUCCCCAUGAGAAGUGUUGACCUGAAUAUUGAAAGUCUUUAUUAUAUAAAUUGAACACCUCAAUAAAGGCAUUCAAAUGAGUUAAAAGGGUCUUUAAGCACAUACAUACUCAUUCAAAUAAUAUAGAAGUUGAUUAAAAGCACUAAUGACAAUAUAAGAGGAGCAUUAGGUCCUCUUGCACUUUAAAUCCCCUAUGGUUAUUUUGAUAGUUGGCAGGUAUGAGAAUUUCAACUGUAGAUAACUAUACCCAAUUUGUAUGCCCCACCUAUGUUGGAAGGAGGCUUUAUGUUAUAUGAUCUGUGUGUCCUUAUAUCCAAAAUUCUGUUUAUCCAUCCAAUAUCAGCUUAAUUUUGAUCAAGGUAAUUUACCAUAAAAUUGAAGUCACAACAAUUUGAUACUUGGUACACAUGUUAAUUUUUAUGCAAACUUUUUGAAUUUGUUUCAAAAUUUUAAGGAUUGUGGGUAAUUUAUUGUUCUUAGUUCCAAUAUGAAGAUUAUGUCACAUCAUUGGUCGAAUUCACAUUGUUUAGGACGUUGUAAGCCAAUCACAACCUUUUGGUGUACUCUAGUGAAAAUAUUACCUAGAAUUCUGAAAUUUUGAAUCGCAUGCCAAUUUACGGUUUUGACACCAAUUACACAGAUCACUGAAUAUAGAAAUGUGAUAGUUGGAAAUUAGUACAUUCUCAGUUUAAAGUUUUGGGGUUAGUGAACUUUUAAAAUUAUAUGAUAAAUUACAAUUUUGAUCCUGAUUUCAUGGUUCACUGAACAUGGAAAUAUUUGGUAGUGCAAGUGGGGGAUGGUGUUCUUUGGACACAUUAUUGUUUAGCCAAUAGUUUGGUUUAUAAACCAGUUGUUGUUAUGAUUUACAAUGAAUUUUGAAAUUGAUGUGAAUUUUUUUAUUAAGAUAGUUAAGCAGGAAACAUAGUUUAUUGUAAAUUUGAUUCAUAUAGUUUGUCAGCAAUUGGAGUAACGCAAUAUUUCAUUGAUUUUGUAAAAUUUAAAUAUUUUAACCAAUAGUAUAUUUUUGUGUGCAUUUUUACUCUGUGAAAGUUCUACAUACAAACAUUUAACUAAAUUAAAUGCAAAAAUAUUUUUAGAAUCGAAAAUCUUAACUUUUAAGUGAAGUAAUAUGAAUUAUUUGCUUUCUUUGUACUACACUCAUAUGGAAUAUUUACAUUGUAGAUGUAAGAUGUUAACAGCAACUAAAGUUCAUAAAACAUAUAGAGCUUCAUUGUAAAAUUUCAUAGAAUGUGUCGAAUAUUUUUGUAAAACAUUGUUCCUAUUCCUGUUCAUAUCUUAAAUGUUGAGUUGUAUAUAUUUUUAAAGUUCAUAAGCUUGCAUGAUUUUAAAAUUUAGUGUCUAUGUAGAUAUAUUUAAUAAAUGUGUCAUGUUCAAAAAC
Mytilus californianus (California mussel) is the source of this 4001-nucleotide messenger RNA. RefSeq names its product male-specific lethal 3 homolog. Gene Ontology annotation, biological process: chromatin organization; regulation of DNA-templated transcription. Lineage: Eukaryota; Metazoa; Mollusca; Bivalvia; Mytilida; Mytilidae. Bases 87 to 1781 code for a protein of 564 amino acids. Gene Ontology annotation, cellular component: MSL complex; nucleus; NuA4 histone acetyltransferase complex. The transcript is spliced from 11 exons. The record is from RefSeq and is a predicted model, not a curated record.